Molecule: messenger RNA, 598 nt
Organism: Gossypium arboreum
Lineage: Eukaryota; Viridiplantae; Streptophyta; Magnoliopsida; Malvales; Malvaceae
Product: probable calcium-binding protein CML46
Exons: 1
Coding region: 65-532 (155 amino acids)
Molecular function (GO): calcium ion binding
Source: RefSeq, a predicted model, not a curated record
AUGCACCCAAGAAAAGCCUGAUUUUUGGAUAAGGUAGUAGCCAAUUUCUUUCUACAAUAGGGACAUGAAAUUCCAUAACUUUAUGUCAAAUUUGCUGCUCUGCUACUUUCAACCCUUAUUUUCCAAGCCCAAAACUUGUGAAUUAGCUCCAAAGUUGAACAUGGAAAUCAAUGCUGCCAUGGGCGACAGUGAGAAACUAAGCAAAAGCGACGUAAAAGUGGUGAUGGAAAGGCUGGGAAUGAGGUACGAGAUAGAGAGGAACGAUGGUGCCGAUGAGUUGUUGGGUGAAAUGUUUGGUGAUGAAGAGCCUGGGUUGGAGGAGAUUAAGGAAGCGUUUGAUGUUUUCGACGAUAACAAAGAUGGGUUUAUCGAUGCGACGGAGCUGCAAAGGGUGCUCAUUUGCCUAGGCGUGAAAGGGAAGAUGGUGACGGUGGAAGAGUGUAAGAGGAUGAUAAGGGUGGCUGAUGAGGAUGGAGAUGGUAGAGUUGAUUUCAAUGAGUUUUUGAAAUUUAUGCAGACUUGUUUUUGUUGAACCAACAACGUUGUUAACUUUUCUUCUUCUUUUUUUUAACAUCCACUAUGAGUGACAUUUUUGUAA